Messenger RNA from Camarhynchus parvulus, 2316 nucleotides. RefSeq names its product CCAAT enhancer binding protein gamma (gene CEBPG). The transcript is spliced from 3 exons. Gene Ontology annotation, biological process: DNA-templated transcription; regulation of transcription by RNA polymerase II. The record is from RefSeq and is a predicted model, not a curated record. Gene Ontology annotation, molecular function: RNA polymerase II cis-regulatory region sequence-specific DNA binding; DNA-binding transcription factor activity, RNA polymerase II-specific. Lineage: Eukaryota; Metazoa; Chordata; Aves; Passeriformes; Thraupidae. Bases 360 to 812 code for a protein of 150 amino acids.
CGGGGCCGGCCCGCGCGGUGUCGCAAUCGGCGCUGGCCGCACGCGCACGGUACCGAGCGCGGCCCGCCCGGCCCCUCCGCCGCUCGCGCCGCUCAGCCAUAUAGGAAGUCAUCCUGUGAGAUGAGAAGAGAAGGGGACCUGCUGUUAGCCUUGCCAGGGCCUUGGCCCUGCAGCUGUGGUGGAAUCCUCCUUGUGCCACCAGUAGGGCCAGGAGCAGGCUGACCUCAGCAGCGGGAGCACGUCAGUCAGGUUCACCUUGCUCUUAAUCCAUGUGAAGAUCCGUUGGAAAGACCUUCUAGAAACCCAAGAGUUUUCAGUCUCCUAAUAAAUUCUGCUGUGUCCAAGAACAGCCUGCCCAAAUGAGCAAGACAUCCCAACAGAACCCCAGCACAGAUGCGAGCGGAGUAAGUGUGAUUCACACUCAAGCACACUCCAGUGGUCUGCAGCAGGUUCCCCAGCUGGUGCCAGUCAGUCCUGGUGGUGGAGGCAAAGCUGUGCCUCCGAGCAAACAGGGAAAGAAGAGUUCCUUUGUGGAUAGAAACAGUGAUGAGUAUCGUCAGCGCAGAGAGCGGAACAACAUGGCCGUGAAAAAGAGCCGCUUAAAAAGCAAGCAGAAAGCACAAGACACACUGCAAAGGGUCAACCAGCUUAAAGAAGAAAAUGAACGUUUAGAGGCAAAAAUUAAACUCCUGACCAAGGAGCUGAGUGUACUGAAAGACUUGUUCCUUGAGCAUGCCCACAAUUUUGCAGAUAACGUGCAACCUGUUGGCACUGAGACCACCACAACAACUCCAGAAAACAGUGGACAGUAGGCACCUGUGACCUCAUGGAACAAACUCUUGAGCUGCAGCUUGUCUGCAGUGCCCGUGCAGUAACCCAGCAAAAACUGUACCUUUAGCCAUUGUUUUGUGGAGAUUUUCUUCUUUUAGAUUUAACACUGAAGAUUUGUAACAAUUAAACCAGAAACUGGUUAACUGUUUGUUUUAAAUAUUUUGCUCCUCAAAGAUUUAUGCAGAUCUGAACUCCUAGCUAACUAGGAAUGUAAUAUUUAGGAGAUAACAUUUUCACAGGAAUAUUCACUUACCAUUUUAGACUUUGCAUAAUGGGAGGAAUCCAGCAGGAUGGCUCACUGUAGUAUCAGAAACUUGUGAUUAAAUAGAACAUUUUUAAAUACCUGUCAGAGUAUUUUAGCCCUUUGUUUUCUCCAUUACAUAUUACAAACUGCAAAGGCUGUGGAGAAUUUUUGCUUUUUACUUUAAAUCUGUAGAAUUUAAGUCCUAUGAAGCACCAUGUAGGUCCCUCCUGCCCAGUUAUAGUUAAUGGGGAGGUUGUAUAGUUAAUAGUGAGCUGGGAUGCUUACCAAUGUUCACCAGAAAAAUAACAAUAUGCUCAAUAUAUACAGGCACUUGGCCUCCAAAAAGCAUCAUGUACAAGAGGCAAAGCAGCACACUGACAAAGCCUUUUAUUGAAGCUUGUAUUUCAUAUUGCUCACAUAGUGACUGGAGCCUUAGGAGAACAAGAGCUUUUUUCCAGAAAAUUUCAAAAUGCCACCAAAAAACUGUGCCCUGCAAAAUUGCAUUCUUGCUGGGGAGGAGGUAUUGGGGAGAACAAAUAGUGCAGCUUGGCUUUGCAGUGGAAGGGGCAGGACAGCAGGCAUGGAACUGGGAUGCAUGGAUCACUGCUGGCUGACAUUACAGAAAUGUACAGUGAUUUUAAAAAUAAAUGGCCCUAGUAACUGAUUCAGUGGAAUUUCUACAGCCAUCAUACAUCUGUGUGAAGGAGUAUCUUUAGCCUUGUUUUAUUUCCAUAGAAGUUUUUCUGUAGCAACUUUUUUAUUGCUACUGCUUAGUCUUUGCCACGAUCCAUACUGCAGUGCUAUGUGCUAUACUGAGGAUUUAAACACAGUAAAGCAGGAACUUUGAUGUAACUUUAAUUUAUUUUAAUUUUUAAAUAUUUCAUUGAUGGUAUGGUUAUUUUACAUUUAACCCGUGUGUCUGUCUUGUAGAUUACUACACUGUCUUAAUUUCCCUCUUACACUACCUUUAUCCAUAGAUUAUUUGGAGGAUGCUUGUUUGCUCUGUAUCUGCACUUAGGAAAAAACUUGGAUGUUAUCUCUAUGAAGAUACUGUUAGAGAAUGAAACCUUGAGAAGUUCUUUUUUGAAUUUAAACUUUUAAUACAUGUGGAAAACUUUGAUGGAUUGUUUUGGAUUAUGUUAGACUUCUUGCAGAUAUGUUUUUUCAUUCCAACUGCACCUGAAGUUGGUAGGGUUGAAAUACCAGGAGCUAAUAAAAAUGUUUUGCUUGUAGUGGCCUCA